CCCAGAUUAUCUCCUUACUAGGACAAAAGUGCAGCACUAGGAAGGACUGCGGAUGGUGUUUCCUCUGGAGCAAGACAUUGAGGGCACACGAAGGAUCAUUCUGCCUGUCCCACUGCGUCCGUGCCCAGCUUCACCUGUGAUGGCACGUAAUUAAUGGUCAUGUGGUGUCUUUUCUAAACGCAGGCCUUGGGGAGCGGGCAGGCAGUGCGCUCCUCACUUCACAACCCCCCACCUUAGAACAACUCUUAGGAAGUAGGCAGUAGCAGGGUUGUUUCCCAUGAUGUCAGAGGAAUUAAAGACCUGACAAAGGUGGGCUUUGGAUUCUCAAGGACCCCAAGAGGGUUUCCCCAUUCUGAGUUCCACAGUGAAAACCCUGGAAGCCCUUGGGGGAAGUUUGUUAGGAAGUCCUAGCUGGCUGCUCAGAAGACAGACCGUGUUUUCUAAAUGAAUGGGAGCUUACGGACAUGGUGGUGUGGGUAACUGGAGCGUCAAGUGGCAUUGGCGAGGAGCUGGUGUACCAGUUGUCUAAACUCGGAGUUUCUCUUGUGCUGUCAGCCAGAAGGGUACAUGAGCUUGAAAGGGUGAAAAGAAGAUGCCUAGAGAAUGGCAAUUUAAAAGAAAAAGAUAUACUGGUUUUACCCCUUGACCUGACUGACACAAGUUCCCAUGAGGAGGUGACCAAAGCUGUUCUGCAGGAGUUUGGUAGGAUUGACAUUCUGGUCAACAAUGGUGGGAGAUCCCAGCGUUCUUUGGUUGUGAAUACCAGCCUGGAUGUCUUCAAGGAGCUAAUAGAGCUUAACUACUUAGGCACAGUGUCCUUGACAAAGUGUGUCCUACCUCACAUGAUUGAGAGGAAGCAAGGGAAGAUCGUUGUUGUGAAUAGCAUUUCAGGAAUUGUAUCUGUACCUGUUUCCAGUGGAUAUUGUGCCAGCAAACAUGCGCUUCGGGGAUUUUUCCAUAGCCUGCGAACUGAACUUGUUGAUUAUCCAGGUAUAACAGUUUCUACUAUUUGCCCUGGACCUGUGCAGUCGGACAUAGUGAAGAAUGCCUUUAGUGAAGAAGUCACUAAGACUGUGGAGAACAAUUUCGACCAGUCAUACAAGAUGGCAACUAGUCGCUGUGUGAGGCUGAUGUUGAUCUCCAUGGCCAAUGAUUUGAAAGAAGUUUGGAUUGCAGAUCAGCCUUUCUUGUUGAUGGCAUAUUUAUGGCAAUAUAUGCCAACCUUGGCAUGGUGGUUAACCAACAAAGUUGGGAAGAAAAGAAUUACAAACUUUAAGAGUGGUAUGGAUACAGACUCCUCUUAUUCUACAAUGUGGAAGAAAAAACAUGACUGAAAGGAGAAUUGCAUUUUCAAGCCACUGGAAAGAGAACUGCAAAACAUAAAUACAGCAAACUCUAUGCGAAGAAAACCAGUUGAAGACUGAUUUGUGAUUUUUGCUAUUUUUUUUUUGACCUAGGGUUUUACUAUGUAGCUCAAGCUGGCCUCCAACUUGAGAUUGUCCUGCCUCAGUCUCUUGAAUGCUGAGAUUACAGGCAUGCGACUCCAUUUCCAGCUUGAUUUUAAAUUUUUAUAUAACUUUCCUUUCAACAUGUAAUGAAUAAUAAAGUAAAUAUUGUCAUGAAUCCUACAAAAAGUAUUAAAGCACACUACAUCCUUGAAGGAAAGAACAUUUAAUAAUACUUUAGCAUCUGUGUUUAACACCUAGAUUAGCAAAAUCUAAUCAAAGAUUUAUACUAAUGCAAUUAACAUAGUCUCAGUCCAUCUUUGCUUCUGUAACAAAAUAGCACUGACUAGCUAUGUUGGAAACAAUAGAAAUUUGUUUGCCACAGCUCUGGAAGCUGAGAACAUCAUGUUCAAUGCACCAGCAGGAUUGGAGAGUAGCAAGGCUCAUCUCUGCCUCCAAGAUGGUGCUUCUUAGCGUGUCCUCCAGAGGUGAGAAUAAGGAUGGAAGAACAAAAGUGAUAUCUAUCAUCAAGAAACCUUUUUACAAGGACUCCUUAUUCCAUUCAUGACUCAGUCAUCUAUGAAGUGCGUGCCUGUUACUAGGGUUGGACUGGGGAUUAAGUUCACAAAAAUUUUGGAAGGAAUAGAAACAUUCAAACCAUAGCAACAAAACUGUAUGGGAUAUUUCUCAUAAACAAAUUGCUUUGUAAUAAGAAAAUGUAAAGAAGUAUUUAGAAAGACCCAACCUCCAAGAAUCUUACACUCUUAGAAGAGUGGACAGGUAGAAAUUACUGUAAUUUGAAGCUUUGAGUAGGACUCACAGAAGUCAUCACUUAUUAACACCUGGAGCCUGACAUUUGCUGUACUGGGGUAGUUAGUGUUAGUUAUCUCACUUGUUGCUUAUGAUAGCAGCUAAGGUAGGUGGUAAUUUCUACCUUUAUACCUGAAGAAUGGGAAGCCCAUGACAACUAGAUAUAAGUUUUCCAAAAUUCCAGAACUAGUGAGGGUUAAAGUCAGGAUUAAACUCAGUUCAGGAGAACUCCCCUUUAACUCCUUACUGCUGUAACAAUAAACUAUUUUUUGGCAUCACUGGGGUUUGAACUCAGGAUUUCACAUUUUCUAGGCAGGGGCCACACCCCCAGCAUGACUGGAUUUUUUUUUUCUUUUUGGUGGUACUGGAGUUUGAAUUCAUGGCCACCUCUAUUGCUUGAAACAUACCUGCAGCAAGUUUUACUUUAAUGUUUAGUACCUUCCAGGAAACAUCAUCCAUAGGCCUUAAUAGGAAUGCAAGAAGAGCAACAGAAGAAAACCAGGAUGCUCAUAUAAGCAAUUCACAGUUCCUCUGGAGCCAAAGCUAAAAUAACUGUAGAAUUGUCAUUUGGAACAUUGGAGGCCACCCUAGUGCUAUCAGUGGGAAAGGGGGAAGGUGACAUGGUGCAGGUGCACCAUGAUGUACAUCAGGUAGAAACAAUGAAACACAUGCACACACAUGCGGGUAUCCUAGAAACAUGCACUGCAGCCCAAUACUGUCUACCUGCAUUGGACGUGUGUGCAUAGAAGAUGGUGCGCAUUGGGUCACGAUGUGCCCAUUGACACACUGCGGUAAUGUUGUAGUGGUUGGUUGGGAUGGGGAGGGGAUGGGGUGCAUCAUGGGGAUAGAAGGUAAUAAACAAAUAGGGGUCUUGUAUGACUAGUGAUGACAAUGGCACUUUGAUUUGUUGAAUACCUUAUGCCUUUGGAAAAAACAAAAAGAUUGAUCUGAUUCUAGAAUGCAAGAAAAUAAAGCAUAUGUCUUGUGGCAUUGUAAUAAAAUAAUGUUGAAACCUUUUUUUUGAGUAAUACAUGACUUGUUCUGAACAUUGAAAGAGGGAAGUUGAGAUAGUCAAAGAGCAGGAGGUUGGAACUGGGCAGUUGUGUUCUAUUCGUCAUUGAAUCCCGAGUACUUGCUGGGUAUUGUGCCUGCCUGGUUUACGUCUUGUGGAGGUGGGUAUGUCAUGCAUUCCUGAGCUCCAGAAUGUCAUGAACAAAAGCUUACAGAGACAAGUUGGGUGGGGACAAAGGGAAAAGUAAUGUGAUCAGUUUACUCCACUAUUCCAGUUAAUGCAAGUUAGAAAAGGUAUAUGCAAAUUGAAUGAUUUUUAAGAUAUAUCUUUAUGGGGCUGAAAUGAUAGAACACCUGCCUAGAAAGUGUGAAGCCCUAAGUUCUAACCCCAGUACUGCACAAAAAUCAAAAAACAACCCAAACCUACUAUACCUCUACCGUCAUCACGCUUAAUCCAUGGAGUCCUUUGGGAUGGGCGUGGUGGCUCACGCUGUAAUCCC
This is a messenger RNA of Castor canadensis (American beaver), 3766 nucleotides long. RefSeq names its product dehydrogenase/reductase SDR family member 7. NCBI's taxonomy places the organism in Eukaryota, Metazoa, Chordata, Mammalia, Rodentia, Castoridae. Gene Ontology annotation, molecular function: oxidoreductase activity. The record is from RefSeq and is a predicted model, not a curated record.